This is a messenger RNA of Pocillopora meandrina, 1265 nucleotides long. NCBI's taxonomy places the organism in Eukaryota, Metazoa, Cnidaria, Anthozoa, Scleractinia, Pocilloporidae. The record is from the annotation of a GenBank genome assembly.
AUGGCAUCCAUUUCUUCAAGUUGUGCAUUUUGUUCUACAGGAAACACAAAUUUAUCAAAGUGUUCUAGGUGUAGAUCUGUAGUCUACUGCAGUAAGGAUUGCCAAAAGUCGCACUGGAAAGCUCACAAGCCAAAUUGCAAACCGCCUCUCAAAACAAUACCAGCUAAGGGGAAAACGAAGUUUCCACAGCCUGACAGAAAAGAUUUGGAAAGCAUUGCAAGAUUUGCAUGUAGCGCUUUGAAAGAAACGUAUUUCAGCGUCAUCGACAACGUUUUUGAGGACCAGAAAGCACUGGAUAUUUUUAACGAGGUGAUACAGUUGCAUAACUCAGGUGUUUUUCAAGACGGGCAACUCAGCGGUGGUAACACGGCCUCCGAUAAAGAGCAGAAAUUCACUGAGACUAGGAUUCGAGGGGACAAAAUUACUUGGUUAGAGGGCAACGAAAAACAUGCGCCAAAUAUCGUGAAACUCAUAGAUUUUGUGGACACAUUAGUGAUACAUUGCAAUAAUCUUCCCGAUGGGAUACAAGAGUAUCGCAUUGAGGGACGCGCCAAGGCUAUGGUGGCAUGUUACCCUGGUAACGGAACGGGGUACUCACGGCAUGUUGACAAUCCGGACGGGGAUGGGAGGUGUCUCACCGUCAUCUACUAUCUCAACCAGGGGUGGGGUGAGGAAAAUGGGGGUAAGUUAAGGAUUUACAGGGAAGAUGGCCAUGUUGAUGUGGAACCAUUUCUCAAUAGAUUGCUAAUGUUUUGGUCGGAUAAGCGCAAUCCACACGAGGUAUUACCCGCUUAUAGCACAAGGUAUGCUAUAACUAUUUGGUAUUUUGAUGCUGAGGAGAGACGGAGAGCAAAGCAGCUUCACCGAUACAACGUUAUGGGUGGUUUAGAAGCAGAAUUUGCUUUGAGAGAUGUGGAGGCCAAGAGGAAAGACAGAGACUUGGCUGAGGCGAAGCUAAGGGAAGAAUCAGAGAAAAUGGUGAAGAAUUUGUUGUCUGAAGAAGACUUAGAAGCGCUUUCUGGGCUAAUUAAACACCAUCCUAAUCCGUAUGAAGUGCUUGGUGGUCUGGGAAUACAUCGGAGUGUACGAGAAGCUGUGCUGAAGCUGCUGAAAGAACGUUGAGUAAACGUGACUUUCGGUUUUGCAGGGACGAGUUGCUGGCUCUCUCGCUGUCACGCAACGCUAUGGCGGUUCCUCAGAAAGCAAUGCAUGUUUGCGCAUACUCUGGAAAUUUCCAAACCACGUUUUUAGGCAAGAAAAAAAUG